GCUUGCGCUUCCGGACAUGUGACUGCUGCUGCAGCAGCUGAUUCAGGCUCCCUGACCACACGUCCCACGUUCGGCACCACAGUUUACUCAUUUGCGAGCUGCCCACUCGAAUUAAAACUAAACGAAUGCAUUCGCGAUUCGGCUUCGAGUGCCAGACGCGUCACCAACAGCAGCAGCAACACCUGCACCAUCAGCACCAACACCAACACCAGCAUCAGCAGCAGCAGCAGCAGCAACAGCAACAACACCAGCAGCAGCAACAGCAGCAACUCCACCAUCAGCAUCAUCUUCUGCCCGAAUUGGAUAUCACGACACCGCCGCCGAUCAGCGCCGCCGCCUACACGAAUCUACUGGAAAAGUGUCGCUGCAAACUGCAGUCCCAGUCCCAGUCCCCGGCGCCGCUGCCAGCCGCCCAGCUGCAGCUGCAACUGCACCACCACCACCAUCAUCACCACCACCAGACGUUCGUGGCCACCGCCAGCGCCGUUAACUACAGCAGCUGCACGGCAUUAGGUGCCGCCGCCGCCGCCGCUGCCGCCUCCUCCUCCGCGACCUCCAGCCCGUCAGCAGCAUCUACUGCCAUGUACCACCACCACCAUCAUCGACGCCACAACAACUUGUCCUAUUGCGGUGUUUCCGGACAAGAACAAAAUUAUCAAGUGCAAUAUGUGGACUCGGAGCUGUACCACAGCAACUCCAGCCAGACCCAAAUGACAUAUCCGUUCUGCCCGGUGGGCGACUACCAGAGCAAUGGCCAGACGUAUUACUCCACCACGGCGGCGACGGGCAAUUAUACGACCACGUCGGCGGGCAGCUCUGGCAAUGCACACUCGACGACGCUGCCGUACCUGGUGCCCGUGGACGAUAGCCUCCUGUUGAAUGGGUCCUCGCAGUCGCACAGCCGGGACUCGCCGCACAGCCUGUCGCAUGAGGUUGCCUACAUACAGGAGGCGCAGAGCACGCCCCAGACGCCCACCUCGACAACAACCACAAACUCGGCCAGCGGCGGCAGCAUCGGCAACGGGGCCGAUGGGGCGUCGCCUGACAGUGACCAGAGUGCGAUGGGCACCAGCAAUAAAAUUGCCUCGGCAACGAUUAAGUGGCUGUCGCGCAACUACGAGACGGCCGACGGAGUCAGUCUGCCACGGUCCACGCUGUACAACCACUACAUGCAGCACUGCAACGAGCAGAAGCUGGAGCCAGUGAAUGCAGCCAGCUUCGGCAAGCUAAUACGCUCCGUGUUCUCCGGCCUGCGCACACGUCGCCUGGGCACUCGCGGCAACUCCAAGUACCACUAUUAUGGUAUUCGCAUCAAGCCCGGCUCGCUGCUAAUCCAUCAAUCCAUGGAGGACAAAUCUAUGCAGGGAUACGGCGCAUCGCCGGGCCACGGCAACGGCAACGGCAACGGCAAUGGAGCCAUCGCCAGUGUCAGCAGCAGCAAUGCCAACCAGCUGGGCAGCUCCAAUGGCAGCAAUGGCAUGUCCACAUCUUCGGGUCAGCGCACAGCCGGGGCCAAGAAGCACAAUUUCAAGCCGGAAACCUACGAGGCUUGCAUACAGUAUAUUGGCGACGGUGCCGGCGCCAUGCCCGUAUUUCCGCCCAUCGAACUGAGCCACAGCUUUCACAGCGAACUCACCCUGGACGAUGUGGACACGUUCCGUGCGCUGUACCGUGAGCACUGCGAAUCGUUUUUGGAUGCUGUACUCAAUCUCGAGUUUGGCACUGUCGAAUUUUUGCUACGCGAUUUCUGGCGCACCUCGGACAACAACAAUCUGGACGAGUGCGAGGAGGAGAAGUACUUGAGCAAGACGAAGCUGUAUCUGUUGUGCCACUGCGCAGAAGUGCAAAAGUUUGUGCGCGAGGUGGACUAUCAAUUCUAUCAAAACACGGUGGACGUUAUAAUACCGGAUGUUUUGCGCUCGAUACCCAACGCGCUGACUCAGGCCAUUCGCAACUUCGCCAAGAACCUGGAGUUGUGGCUGUGUGAGAGCAUGAUAGGCGUGCCGGAACAGUUGUCCCAGAUCAAGACUAGCGCCGUUUCUGCAUUUUGCCAGACGCUGCGUCGCUACACAUCGCUGAAUCACCUGGCACAGGCGGCACGCGCCGUUCUCCAGAAUGGUGCGCAGAUAUCCCAAAUGCUCAACGAUCUGAAUCGCGUGGACUUUCACAAUGUGCAGGAGCAAGCCGCCUGGGUGAGUCAGUGUGCUCCGGCUGUGGUGCAACGUCUGGAGAGCGACUUCAAGGCAGCCCUGCAGCAGCAGAGCUCACUGGAGCAGUGGGCCAGUUGGCUGCAGCUGGUCGUCGAGUCCGCGAUGGAGGAGUACACAGGGAAGCCGAGUUACGCACGUGCCGCCCGCCAGUUUCUGCUCAAGUGGAGCUUUUACAGCUCCAUGAUCAUACGGGACUUGACGCUGCGGUCCGCGUCGAGCUUCGGCAGCUUUCACCUGAUUCGACUGCUGUUCGACGAGUACAUGUUCUACCUGGUGGAGCACAAGAUCGCCGAGGCGCAGCAGAAGACAGCCAUUGCGGUUAUUUGUGAGCGCAUGAAGAAGGAAAUGGACUUUGAGUUCGAGUGCCAGUUCGCCUACAUAACUAGCGACGGGGAGCAGCAGACAGCGGCCAGCUCGGUCAGCGGUCCGGCAGUGGUGGCAGCAGCAGCAGCCGCAGCCGCUGGAGGAGCCCCAAGUGCGGGCAACGAGGCCAAGCGCCUGAAGCAGGAAUGAGAAAUGAGCCCUGCUCGCCCGAAUCGACAGAGUAUUUGUAUUUGUAGAAUUUGUGUUAACCUAAAUUAUUCGGCUAUACCCAUUCGAUGUGCACGACUCCCAAAGCAAAGUUCACUUCACCUGUGCAUUUAAUAGUCAACGGGAUGUUUCUGUGUAUGUAUGUAUUCGUGUAUUGUUAGGUUGUAACUUAAGUUCUGCUCAGCUGUUAACGUAAUCAGUUAAAGUAUACAUGUGUGUAUAUCUGUAUGUACAUAUAUGUACAGUCAGACAUAUGUAUAGGCAAAUGCAUAAAUAAUGAAGAUGAAUUGCCCCCGCAUUCAAGUGAAGAACCGUCCAAGCAGCAAGCUAGUCAUGCCCCUGCAGCGUUGACCUUGUCUGAUGAUCUGUUUAUGUAAUCGCACGAGAUGCAUUUUAGUUUAGUAAGUACAUGUGCAUUAGUAUUUGUGAACGUAGCGUCUAACUGAACUACUACUAUACUAUACUUGUGUUAGCUCUUAAGGAAAGGCGUAUUGUCACAACAGUUUUGUCUGGUUUCAAUGAUCAAUUGUACAGCAUAGCGCUCGGCGCGUACAUGCAAAAAGCACAUACACUCACACAUACACAUUUAUAUAUAUUUAUGUAUACAGACGUAGGUACGCACAGGUAAAGAUCCACCAAAUGCACCAAUUGAAAACUGUAUAGACUAGUUAAG
Molecule: messenger RNA, 3414 nt
Organism: Drosophila navojoa
Lineage: Eukaryota; Metazoa; Arthropoda; Insecta; Diptera; Drosophilidae
Gene: Rfx
Product: regulatory transcription factor Rfx
Biological process (GO): regulation of transcription by RNA polymerase II
Molecular function (GO): DNA-binding transcription factor activity, RNA polymerase II-specific; RNA polymerase II cis-regulatory region sequence-specific DNA binding
Source: RefSeq, a predicted model, not a curated record